Drosophila simulans is the source of this 1674-nucleotide messenger RNA. RefSeq lists its product as uncharacterized. The record is from RefSeq and is a predicted model, not a curated record. The transcript has a single exon. Bases 1342 to 1602 code for a protein of 86 amino acids. Lineage: Eukaryota; Metazoa; Arthropoda; Insecta; Diptera; Drosophilidae.
CACCGGGCGAUUGCGCUUGUGUGGCUCUUCCACUGUGAUACGCCGAUGCAGUAGGAGCUGUAACUUGUAGAUUGGAUGAACUUCAUUUUUUUUCAGUGUCUGGCGCUCUGGCUCCAACUCGAUUUUGAACAUUGGUUGUGGUUCCUUAUUUUUGUUUAAUAUGUUCAUGACCAUUUUUGCACUAAAGUUCUUUUCCUUGAGCGCUUCUACGAUUUCAGUGGUCGAAACAGUUGCCUCAAUCCCUUUGAGAACAACCUGUAGGCCCCUUGCGCUUUUUAGUUGGUAUGUAUAAAAGUUUUUUCCUGCUUCAUCCAAGAAUUUGGUUAGUAGACGAUGGCUAUCUUCGGUUUCAGUUUGAACCUUUGUUUCAUUUAUGUUCCCUUUUCUUAAGGGUAUUACGUAAAAUGAGUUUUCUCCUAUAAGUGUGGCUAUUUUGUUCACUAAUGCACUUGAGCUUUUUUCGCGAAUGUAUAUUGGAGGAGGCUUGACCUUCUUAGGUGACUUUGCCGGUUGUAUACUUUCAUCAGUAGAAUUUGCCAGCAGCUCAAAUCUGUUGGUGUUUUCUGGCCUUAUGUUAGUGAGCAUAUUAGCAUUGUCGCGUGUAAUAUUUGAUUUGUUUUCUGUUUGUUGACUUUUGUAAUUUUGAGGGCUAAGUUUUCUUUUUAUCGUUAUGUAGCGAUCCAUUCCAGUCUGUAUGGUGGACCCGGCGUUCUUGUUUACGUUUUGGCUUGCGGAUAGCGCAGCAGAACCGUUAAAUUGUGUUUUUGUUUUGAUCGCUGGCUCAGUAGGAGCAAAUGCUUGCGUCGACGAAAUUGAGCGAGCUGACGAUACCGUUCCAGUUGUUGUUGUGAUUGCAGUUGCAGUGGUUGUUGUUGUCACAGUACUAGUCACCGUAGGUAAGCGUAAAGAAAUUUCGCAAGUGUUUGAAAAUUGGGGGUUUUGUGACAGUAGUGAGGGAGAGCAAGAACGCGCUCUUUCUUGAGUUGUUGGCAAUGGUAAACUUGUCGGGUUAUGGGUAAUUGACCGCUCGCUGUCUGCAGAAGUCGCGGAGACGUAAGAGAAGUACGGGUUGUUUCGUUGCAAUGAGAGCCGGCGAUCGUCUUGCUCGCGUUGUCGCUGAACGCGAGUGUCGUUCUGGCUCAUAGUGUAAAACUACUUGCUUAUACUAUUUCAAACACAGAAUAUGUAUUCGAGCGAUGGUGCAUCGCACAGAGCGUCUCUUUCGCUUUCGAUUUAUUUGUUUGUAUUAUAUUAAUAACCAUUCACUUCACUAAAAACAACCGAUUUUAUACGGAGCUCGAUGACGCGAAGUGCGUUUAAACGUAAACGUUUUGUUAGAUCAUGCAGCCGCCAAAACUGUGCAGUAUUCUGCGAGUGAAGAACUAUUGUUACUCGAUUGUGCCCAGUCGCCUAGACCCGGACGAACAUUGCGAGCCCAGUUCUUCCAUUACCGCCGCCCCGGAACAUAACCGGCUGCAGGAGAGGAUCUCGAGUGGAACCAGUGCUGCCAUGGACAACCAGGGGCGCGAUGAAGAACUCACACCAAAAAGCACCCAACCACUAAAGAGGGUAAAUGCUGAGCCGCAAGGGCAAACUAAUUGAUGGAGGAAAAUUUCAAAUGUAAACCUUUAAUAAAUUGAACUAAAAUCAAAUAAAACCAAUUUAAGGGAAUAU